AGCGGAACUGUAGUCUAUGGUGCCAACAGGACUAUAAAUUUGCAAGGGGCUAGAUUUCAAUCCCUUUUCUGUCUAACAUGACAAUGAAGGACAGUCGUGUUUAUUUGUCGUCUGGAAAUCCUGGGAAUGAAUUCCAACUAUUGAAGGAAAAUCAAUUGAAGUCUCUUGAACUCUAUACAAUGUUUUGAAGGGAAGCCUAACUGAAAUAUUACUUUACAACUCCUUUGAAGACAAAGCAUUGGAUUGCUUUGACAGGAUUUGAUGGCUUUAUUUAAAGGAUUGUUCCUGUCUGGACUUGAAUGGGGGUAUAUAGACUUAUGCAUCCUGCAGGUGACUCCCUAAACUCCAGGCCAGACCAGAUGCAAGGACUACUUGCCAACUACGGAAUGCUUCAACUAUGCAAGGAAUAAUGUAGAUGAGACUGGAGAUGCUUAGGCUGUUUUGAUGGCUUAUUUGGAGUCGAUGCAAGAGAAACCUGACUACGAAAUAUUACUUUACAACGCCAUUGAAGACAAAGCAUUGAGUUGCUUCGACGGGACUUGAUGGCUUGAUUUAAAGGACAACUUGCCAGCUAUGAUUAAGACAAAGGGGUGGCAGGUAGCCUAGUGGUUAAAGCGUUGGACUAGUAACCGAAAGGUUGCCAGAUCGAAUCCCUGAGCUGACAAGGUUUGUUCCUGUCUGGAUUUGAAUGGGGGUAUAGACUGCUGCAUCCUGCAGGUGAUUGACAACGCCAGGCCACUUGGCUUGACCGCCACUGGCAGGGUUCAGUGAUGUGUGGAUCAAUGGGCAAUCCCUGUGGUUACAUCUGUGGAGUUGGCAUAUUCAGGGUGAUGAAAUAUUUUAUGACUGGGUUGAAUGAUUAAUAAAACACAAUCAUGCCUCCUAAUUCUUGAGCAAAUCAGACAGGCUGUGAUUAUUUGGUAUUUUGGUCGGGUGCAGUUGAAUAUAAAUCCCCAGUCAGGGUUUAUUACUAAUUGUGGGUGAACAAAUAGCUGACCUGCACUAGUUCAUAUGACCCCAACUGUUCUAUCCUGAGGAGUCGAGCAUUGCAUAAUCCUGACAUGUCAGUGUUUCUGAACAAAUGUACCACAAUGAUAUGAUUGUAUUACCUCAAUUGUGGGCCCAACUGCAUGAAAUUGAUUUUCAAAUGGUGCAAAAUAAAAUUAUCCUUAAAUGAGUCAUGUCAUAAAUCCAUAACUGUUGGUUUAACUUUGUUUAUUAAAGACAAUGGCACAACAGACUUGACUCAAAUUGUGGUUACCCCAAAUGAACCCAUGUACAAUAAAUUCGUUGGUGGCGCUGCAGAAUGGUGUAAGUGUUUAAAGGUCAUAUUUUGGGAGAAUGUUUGGCAACCCGGGCCUUUGAGUGCCGAUAAUACUUUGCUGGAUGUCUAAUUGGACGGUUGAUUUGAAAAUGGCAGUGAAUGGUUUACAACAAUCUUAACGGUUUUGAGGGAAGAUGACAUUGUGCAAAGUAAUUUACUGCAUGAAUGUUAUGAACCAACCCGAUGGGGGCGCCGGUGAGGAGCAGCGCUCGAGCCGGUCCAGGAUUGGCCAAUGGUAUGCCACAGCUGUUCCUGGAAAAACUCGUGUAUGUUCCUCAUGGCGAAAGGGAUUCAGAAGGGCACACCAGGAGUGAAGAGCAGUGCGCCUCAAAACUGAACUUUUGCUUUUUGAGAGGAGUGGCGUUUAACCCUUUUUGAGGUACUACUUGGGCAGGUAGUCAUUGAUAAAUAAUUUCAAGCGUGGAGGAUAACCAUACCGAUAAAACUGAUUGUACAAUAGAUUGGAUUAUUACUUCUGACUUGACAGUGAACCAAUUGUUUACAUCAGUUCAGUGGAAAGCAUCUGGCUGGCAGAGGAGACCCAACAUAACCGAAUUAAACCGCAGUUGCUGAAAAUGUUCUCUAAGGAUGGAUGCCUGGCUGUGUGUACAGUGAUAUUUAUUCUGCUGUCAUCAAGUGAGGCUAGAGGUCCACCGUGGGUGAGUCGUCAGGUGGAGGAGCGUCAGACGGCCAGGCUGGGGCGGACGGUGCGGCUUGCGUGCCCCGUAGAGGGUGACCCUCCUCCCCUGGUGCUGUGGGUGAAGGAUGGGCGUAACGUCCACCCGGGCUGGAGCCGCUACCGGGUGCUGAAAAAGAGCCUGAAGAUCAAAGAGGUGGAGCUGGGGGACGCGGGGGUUUACAUGUGCCGCGUCACCAACGGCUUCGGAAGUAUCACUCUCAACUACACCCUCAUCGUCAUGGAUGACACAGCAGCGAGCCAGACAGACACUCCACCUGCCGUAAUGGAACCCAAUGCUGAGCUCACCCAGCUUGACCCUACAGGAGAGCCCUGGGUGAAGCCUCGGUUUAGUCAGCCCACUAAGAUGCGCAGGCGGGUGCUGUACAAGCCGGUGGGCAGCUCAGUGAGGUUCAAGUGCCAGGCCAGCGGCACCCCUCCCCCCGUCAUCACCUGGUGGAAGGACCAGACCCCGCUGCCACCCCCGCGCCAGGGCAAGCGCCCCCAGUGGACCCUCACCCUAAAGAACCUGCAGCCCCAGGACAGUGCCAAGUACACCUGCCAUGUCUCCAACCCAGCCGGGCACAUCAACGCCACCUACAAGCUGGAUGUCAUCGAGCGCUCUCAUUGCAAGCCUGUUCUGACCGGCACCCACCCGGUCAACACCACUGUGGAGUAUGGUGGCACCGCCUCCUUCCAGUGUAAGGUCCACAGUGACGUGAAGCCUGUGGUCCAGUGGCUGAAGAGGGUUGACCCAGGCACAGAGGACCGCUAUAACUCCACCCUGGAAGUCGGAGGGCAGCAUUUUGUGGUUCUGCCCACGGGGGACGUGUGGUCCCGGCCUGACGGCUCCUACCUCAACAAGCUGGCUAUCAUCAAGGCCCGUGAUGGGGAUGCUGGGAUGUACAUUUGCCUGGGAGCUAACACAAUGGGUUACAGCUUCCGCAGUGCUUACCUCACUGUGCUGCCAGACCCUCAGGUGGAGAACACAGUGACUCCUCCACACCUGAGCUCCGGCCUGCCCUGGCCUCUGAUUAUCGGCAUCCCUGCAGCAGCCCUCCUCAUCGUAGGCACCAUUGUACUCUGGCUGUGCCACAGCCGCCGACGCCACAACACCUUGCCACCCCGCCCCAUGACCAUGGUCCACCGAGACCAACACAUCUCGGACAAAGAGCCCAGCACCAACACCCCCUGUAAUGCCCUGAAUAGCCCUGACUACCCCAGCCAUAGACUGGUGGGCCUGGGGGCCCCAGUCCUUAGUGGGCCCCCUAAGAUUUACUCCAACGUUUACACAGACAUGCACUCGCACACACACUCCCACGCCCAUAUGGAUGGUAAGGUCCAUCAACACCAGCAUUUCCACUACCAGUGCUAACCAGCCCCCUGUCAUCCCACCCCACACCUACGGCCUUGUCUCCUAGCCACUGCUGCUAUUCUCACCCAACAAUGGACUAUGAGCAAGGUAGAUGGAAACUAGGAAAGGCUUGUAGUUCAUAUGAACUACACCUCCCAUGAUAAGCAGUGCUAAAACCCUUACCUGGGAUACACAUAUUACUAAGCUGCCUGCUUUGUAGGAAUACCGCUUCAUUGAGAAGUCUCAGGGCAAGAAAUACCCUCUCACAUGUGUGCCAGAGUCAUUUCUUUAUUAUGUGUUUUUUAUACUAGACAACCAAGAGCAAACUCUAAUUGUAUUUUAAAGGAUGAAAAUUACUUACAAACAAUAUUUAGAUGUCUUUGGAUACAUGUAGCCCUGGAUAAAUCAUUAAUUAGUUAAUAUGAGAUAUUACCAGGUUUAGGUUCAAUUUAGGUCAACUGAAAUGUGAUUAAAGGUAUUCCAAUUUACACAACAUUUCUAAUAGAAUUAACCCCAACUCUGGAAUGUACAAUUGUAUUUUUUUUUUAACACUCAUCUAAACAUGUACCGGUAUCCAAACUCCCAAAGCAUUAAGUAAUAUAAGGAACUUUUAAGUUUGUGUAAAUUGGAAAAUGUAACUGUGACAAUUUAAAAUCUAGACAAAAUGUUUACAAAUGUGAAAGCUUUUCUAUUCUCAUUAUAGCAACACAAACUACGCUGUUCUCUGUUCUGAUUAGGUGGUAUUAUAUUUGUUUCAUGUAGGGAAGUACAAUUCAUCAGGGAAAUUAGAUGGAUUUGGUGAUGAGGGCUUUUUUAUUUUUGUAUUCAGAUAUUGUAUAUGUAUCCAACUUAAAAAAAACAGUAUUAUUAGUAGUAUUAUUCACCCUAUAUGUGUAAGAUGCCAAAUUAUUUUACAGCGCUAUAGAUGUGUAUUUUACUUACAUUUCUUGUGAGGUAUAUUUUUAUAUAAGGUACAUGAGGAUGAAUAUUGUACCUGUGUCUAUUGGUUUUUAAAACUCACCAAAAAGCUAUUUAGUUGUUUUUACUUUAUUCUUCUAUUUUGGUAACAACCAUUAUUCCAGAUUGGAUUGACCUAUGGGUCAUUUAGUGAAAAAUGACAAGUGUUGAUUGUAUUGUUAAGUUGAAUUACAACUUUAUGCUGACCUAGUUGUCUCAUAUUUGAUUAAGAAUCUGACCAUAUGAUGUAUACUGUAUAUAAGAUAAUGAUUACAACGAAAAUGUAACAGUCAUUCCCCCUCAUGAUGUCAUAGGUCUAGUCCCCAAGUGGUUUCGAAUUGCCAUGUUAAUCUUAUGCAAUUCCUCUGUGAAACAUUGCAUGCUGCAACUCACCUCUGGUGCUCAUGUACAUUUAGUACUGUACAAUAAUAUUUUUGUAAUAAAAUGUUUUUUUUUUUAACUGUUUUCUGUUUCGUGUAAUGUUUGUGAAAUGCAUUUCAAUUAAAAUGUUUUAUUUUUUUUACUUGUGAAAUGUUUCUCUCUCUCAGAAAACAAAAUGCUCACAAAACAUUAUUUUAAGAGGAUUAUCAGAGUAACAAAUUGCAUCAAAAUAUCUAUUUACCAUGAAAACGUCAGGGAGUUCAGUUGUUUCUUACCAUGUAAAAUACUCCAAGUUGUGUUGAGAAUGUGUUUUAUGCCAUCUAGUGGCAUUUUAGCGCCAUAGCUUCAUUCUUAGAAAAGACGUGUUGUUGAACAACAAUUUCUGUGUAAUGAUUUCUCAACAACAUUUUGUGUCAGUUCCUGCAAUGAAUUUGUUAAACGCUGAAAACGUCCGUUCUUCUGUAUCUCAGGUCCAAAAUUGUCUGAGUUGGUCAAUCUGGACUGCAUAUCUGACUGGCUGACAUCUAAUAAAUAACUUGUUUGAGAUGUUUC
Molecule: messenger RNA, 5244 nt
Organism: Oncorhynchus mykiss (rainbow trout)
Lineage: Eukaryota; Metazoa; Chordata; Actinopteri; Salmoniformes; Salmonidae
Source: RefSeq, a predicted model, not a curated record